GUCACGCCUCUCAAAUCACAUCACAACACUGUUGUUUGUUCUGACCAGAUUUUCGUCCUUUCUCUUGCAUCGACACAGAGACCUGCGUAGCUUUGCAUAAUAUAAAAAGAAUUGAGCCUCUUAUUCGUCCUAAUUUCAUAUGCAAUCUACUUUUCUUAUUUCUAUUGUGGAAACCUGAAAACCCAAAUUUAUUUUUGAUGAUCGUUGCGUGUUUAAUUUUAGAAAGCUAAAAUCACCGGUUUUCACUAUAACUUGACUUUGGAAAAAAUAUUCGUAGUGAUCUAAUUUCAAGAGAAUCAAUUAAACCUAACGCUAUGCCGGAUCAGAGUGGUAUGAAAAUCGCGGUUAUCUGUUCGAGCAACAUGAACAGGAGCAUGGAAGCACAUGCUUUCCUCAGCAAAAAAGGAUACUGUGUGAAAUCGUACGGAACUGGUGACAAAGUAAAACUGCCAGGCCCUGCUGCUGACAGACCCAAUGUUUAUGAAUUCGGCUCCACAUACGACGAAAUUUACAAUGAUCUGCAGCACAAAGACAAAGCAUUGUACACGCAAAAUGGACUUUUACACAUGCUUGAAAGAAACAGGCGGAUCAAACAGCAUCCUGAGCGGUUCCAGUUGACGAAAGAAAAGUUUGACGUUAUUAUAACUUGCGAAGAGAGAGUUUACGACCAAGUUAUCGAAUGUUUGGAGAAUAAGGAAAACGAAACAAAUUCCCCAGUCCAUGUGAUAAACAUAGACAUACAAGACAACCACGAAGAGGCCACCAUAGGAGCUUUCAUGAUUUGCGAGCUUGUUGAUAUGAUGAGCCACAGCGAAGAUCUGGAUAAUGACAUCGACGAAUUAUUGCAGGACUUUGAAUCCAAAAAUGAAAGAACAAUACUGCAUUGUGUUUUCUUCUACUAAAACUUAUUUUAGUAGCCUUUAUUAUUAUUAUUAUAAUUUUUUAUUUACUUAAAAUUAAGAAUUAAUUAAUAUGCAAUGUUAACUAAGCCAUUCAAGAAUUUGUGAACAGUGACUUCCAUUUACGACGACGCAAUGAUAGCUCAAAAUACUUUUCAAAUUGACAAUGAAUGGUUAAAAACAUAUAUUUAAUUUUCAAAAAUAAAUAAUUAUUUAAUUCCUGACACAACAAAGUAUGUAUAUGGGUAACUAAUCCUUGGCUUAAUAAGCAGUGUUUACUUAACUUGGUUUUAAAGCACAACAAUUAAAUGAUUAUUUUAUUGUGAGGAAAAAAUUAUCAGUUUAUUAAUAUUAUAGUUAAAUACAAUAAAAUAUUUUGGAUUAUCAAGCCUGGAGAACGGG
Neocloeon triangulifer is the source of this 1301-nucleotide messenger RNA. It is a transcript of the gene Ssu72, whose product is annotated as RNA polymerase II subunit A C-terminal domain phosphatase SSU72. NCBI's taxonomy places the organism in Eukaryota, Metazoa, Arthropoda, Insecta, Ephemeroptera, Baetidae. The record is from RefSeq and is a predicted model, not a curated record. The coding region runs from base 315 to 902 and encodes 195 amino acids. Gene Ontology annotation, biological process: termination of RNA polymerase II transcription. Gene Ontology annotation, molecular function: RNA polymerase II CTD heptapeptide repeat phosphatase activity. Gene Ontology annotation, cellular component: nucleus; mRNA cleavage and polyadenylation specificity factor complex. The transcript is spliced from 5 exons.